GCUUAGUUUUCAGUGUGUAGCAUCACACUCGAGCCACAGUUCCAGCGUGCCUACCGCCACCGCCAACAUGUCUAAACUCACUCUGGCCCUCCUCGUGCUGUGCGCCUGCGUCGCUGUGUCUAUGGCGUAUCCACAAGUCACGUCUCCAAUUUCGUCGAUAGCGUCGGCGGUGCCAACGUCGUCGUCGCUGCCAACGUUGUCGUCCUUCACUGAUCUUCUAAGCCAGCUGGAGCCGAGUCAGGCCAACCAGUUCAUCAAGAUAUUCACGGACCUGCUGAGCACGGCGGAGCAGGGCACGCAAGGGGCCACCGGGGGCUCCGGCACUACCGGGGGCGCGGCGGCCACCGACGGCGCAGGCACCACCACCAGCGGCGCCACCGGAGCCACCACCGCUUGAGAUCCAACUCGUGUUUGUCAACAUAGCAAUGGCCAAUAAAAUAUGACAACUUA
Molecule: messenger RNA, 450 nt
Organism: Plutella xylostella (diamondback moth)
Lineage: Eukaryota; Metazoa; Arthropoda; Insecta; Lepidoptera; Plutellidae
Source: RefSeq, a predicted model, not a curated record